AUACCAGGCCAUGGGGAGGAUGGGACCAUGCAUGUUCAAAUCUGCUCCUGUGCCUGAAGAGAAGGCGGGCUAGGUGUGAUGCAGAGAGAUAACCCAGAAGCCCAGGGUGUAGACGUGGCCAGAGCAAUGCGAACCAACCAACUUGUGAAAUAUAUCUUGUUUAUUUCUUGUUACCUCUUCUGGGUGGCCAGUGGUCUCAUGAUAGCUGUGGGUCUAUAUGCAAAGCUCUCCAAAGAAUCAGGUGUUGUGGAUUCUCUUCUGGCAGAGCCCUCUCUCAUCGUCAUCAUCGUUGGGGUCUUCACAUUCACUAUUACCCUUUGUCGGUUGCAUGGAGCCCUCAGGGCAUACUCCCCUGCUGCUGGAAAAUGGCAGGCUCAGAGUUGGGGAGAAGAUGGUACCUUCCUUGGGGGGCACCUGCCUCCCCUGCAGUCCAGCUGCUGGGCCUCCUUCACUAUUUUUGCUGUGAUGUUGCUGCUGAUCUUCGUGCUCCAGAUCGUGGCUGUGGGAGUGGCCUUUCUCUUCUCUCUGCAGGUGAUGGAUAAGGCUGCAUUCUUCAUGGGAAAAGCCGUAGCCAGCUACCGGGAUGAUCUGGAUUUACAAAAUCUCAUUGACUACAUACAGAAGAAGUUUGAGUGCUGUGGAGUGCGUUCCUACACAGACUGGGCCCAGAAUGAAUAUUUUGACUGUAGCAUCUCCAAUCCAAGCCUGGAACGUUGUGCCGUCCCUUUCUCCUGCUGCGUCCCAGAGAAGGAACAGAAUGUUCUUAACACCAUGUGUGGCUAUGGAGUCCAGAAUCUGAAAGCCUGGAAGGCAGAAAGCUUGAUCCACACAGAAGGCUGUUUGGAGAAGAUAGUCUCUUGGGGACGGAAUAACCUAUAUCUGAUUGCUGGAUUGGCCCUGGGCCUUUUGGCAAUGGAGGUUGUUGUCUUCUCUUUGGCUGUGACACUGAUUUACCAGAUCAGUUUUAUAAUUCAGAAGAGAACCAACACGAAGAGAGAAUUGGGCCAGAAAGAGGAGAACUCAGGGCUCGAUUCAGGCCUGGUUAGGGAGGACUGUAGAUGAAGAACAGGAGAGGCAGCUGAUCAAACAGAAACUCCUUGGGAAAUCUGAGGAGCCACACUGAACUAGGACCAUCACCCAGGAAUGACUCACGGACAUCUGGAAUGCAACAGAUGUUCCUCCCAGUCAGUCCUCGUGCAUCUUGAGGAGAAAGAAUUAAGAAUGAGAAAACCUGGGUUUGAGUCUGGGGUCAGCCACUAACUUAUAAAUCACAUCCCCUCUUUGGGCCUCAGGUUUUCUUUCUAAAAUUCAAUUUGAUUUCAUUUUUCCAUCCCCUGUUCUCUCCCCUACUUUCCAGCCCCCCACUUGGAGGAAGCAAGGCAAAAAAAAAAACUCAUGACAAACAUACAUAGUCAUACAAAACAAAUUGCUGUGUUACAGGCUUUGGUUUGUGUUGGACAUGGGUCUCUCC
Molecule: messenger RNA, 1471 nt
Organism: Dromiciops gliroides (monito del monte)
Lineage: Eukaryota; Metazoa; Chordata; Mammalia; Microbiotheria; Microbiotheriidae
Product: tetraspanin-33-like
Exons: 9
Cellular component (GO): membrane
Source: RefSeq, a predicted model, not a curated record